AUGUUACACAAGCCAAUAAUAAAAACCGAAUUGCCCGGUCCAAAAGCUAAACAAAUAAUUGAAGACGAUACAGAAUAUGUAACACCAUCUUUUUAUCGUUACCCAUAUAAACUUGUUGUUGAAAAAGGUUACGGUGUUUGGAUUGAAGAUACUGACGGUAAUGUAUUUAUGGAUUGUAAUGCAGGUAUAGCCGUUUGCUCAACUGGCCAUUGCCAUCCCGAAGUUGUCGAAGCAAUUACAAAACAGACACAAACACUGAUCCAUAUGUGUGGAACAAAUUAUUAUUAUCAUCACAUGCCCGCAUUAGCCAAGAAACUUGAUGAAUUAGUUCCAAUAAAAGUACCGACAAGAACAUAUUUUGCUACUUCAGGUGCUGAAGCAGUUGAAGCAGCAUUAAAACUUGCUAUGUAUCAUACAAAACGACAAAAAUUCAUUUCGUUUAUUGGCUCAUUUCAUGGCCGAAGUCUUGCUACACUUUCUCUAACAGCGUCAAAAAGAAUUCACCAAGUUGGCUAUAUGCGUCAUCUAUUAGACGUUAUUAAUGUACCUUAUCCAAACAAACUUCGUUCACCGUUCGCAAAUGUAACUGAUGAUGAAAGUGCAUCAAAAGCAACGAUCAACUGGAUUGAAAAUAUUGUUUUCAAAACAACCACACCAGCUGAAGACGUUGCUGGAAUUGUUGUUGAAGCUGUACAAGGCGAAGGUGGCUAUAUUCCUGCACCAAAAAAUUUUUUGAAAGAACUUCGACGCAUAUGUAACGAAAAUGGUAUUCUUUUAAUUGUUGAUGAGGUUCACAGUGGGAUGGGACGAACGGGAAAAAUGUUUGCUACCGAUCAUUAUGAUGUUGAGCCAGAUAUUAUGUGUUUGUCAAAAGGUAUAGGUUCAGGUUUACCAAUUGGCGUUUGUGUGGCUCGCGCUGAUAUAAUGAAUUGGCCACGAGGAGCACAUGCUUCAACGUUCAGUGGAAAUCCUGUUUGCAUUGCAUCAGCAUUAAAAACAAUUGAAUUAUUGGAAAAUGGCCUAACGGAAAAUGCACGUAUUGUUGGGAAUUAUUUAAAAGAUGGAUUACUUAAACUUCAAGACAAAUACGAUUGUAUUGGCGAUGUUCGAGGUCUCGGUUUAAUGAUUGGAGUAGAAAUCGUUGAAUCCAAACAAACGAUGAAACCAACAGCUGAACUACGUGAUAAAAUCGAAACGGCUUGUUACAAUCGAGGUUUACUUAUAUUUGGAGGUGGAGGUGUAAGCGUAAUCCGAUGGGCACCACCAUUGAUUCUGACAAAAGAAAAUGUUGAUGUUGCUCUUGAAAUUUUUGAUGAAGCAAUAAAGGUUUCGGUAUAA
Didymodactylos carnosus is the source of this 1338-nucleotide messenger RNA. NCBI's taxonomy places the organism in Eukaryota, Metazoa, Rotifera, Eurotatoria, Philodinida, Philodinidae. The record is from the annotation of a GenBank genome assembly.